Messenger RNA from Dibothriocephalus latus, 1302 nucleotides. NCBI's taxonomy places the organism in Eukaryota, Metazoa, Platyhelminthes, Cestoda, Diphyllobothriidea, Diphyllobothriidae. The record is from the annotation of a GenBank genome assembly.
AUGGACGUCUACGAAAUGCCUGUCCAGCCGGGAAACUUCUCCCAUAUAUUUAAUGGAAUUUCUCCCGCUAGCUUUUACUACUAUAAAUACAGCAUUUGCUAUAACAACGACUGCAGUUAUCUCAGUGACGAUACUUUGAAUACGAGAUUCGAAGGUGUGAAGCUUAAUCAAACGACAGACAUCACGCAGACGUCAGCGUUGGUCAACUGGGAACUGCUACGGAAUGGAGACACCAAAAUAAGUUACGUCUGGGUGUAUGCAAUACCAGUGGACAAGAGCUUGGAUCAGCAACGGUGCGUUGGUACAAGCAGACAGGAGUGCACGCUGGAACACCUGCGACCUGAUUCGGACUACGACCUUGUGGUGAAGGCCUGUGAAAACAUCGGCUUCUGCACGGCGUUAAAGCCUCAGGGGAGAAUAAGGACGCUGAAGCCCUAUACACUAGAGCCUCCGUCCGACAUUAAGUCUGCUAAUGUCUGGCCCACAUCGUUUUCACUGAUCUGGUCAAAACCAGUGGCCGACAUAGCCGACUCCUUCGAAUACCGGGUUUCUCUGACGGCAACGGAGGACCCAACAACUCCGAUGUGGAUCUUCAUUUGCGAAACAUCCCUGGAACGCGAUGGGACAGUGAUUUGUCCAGUUAGGAAUCUACAGACAGAUUUUUCGUACUCGGCAACUGUAUCAACCUGCGUACGAGCCGACAUGUGUUCCCAACCCAGUGCAACCAUCACUGUAAAAACAGGCCAAAAUGACAACUACGUUCUAAAUGCCACGGCAAUCGGACCAUAUUCUGCUACCCUAAGUUGGUCGAGUACGAGGACAAAGCCCGACAGUGAGUUCAGAGUUGAUGUAGACUUCUCACCCAUCCCUUCGUGCACAACGGCGGUCACCGAGGGUCCGCAAGUUUGCCACCUCCAGGGUCUUCUGCCAUCGACGAAGUACGCCUGCCAGCUCCUUGAAUGCCUGUCUAAUACGGCUGUGUGUGUAACAAUGUUCAGCUUCACACUGUCUACAACCACUGACGAGCAAGUACAAAAAGUUCUUCGAACGCUAGCAGCGGAUAUGACUAAAGCAUCCGCUAAACCUCUUGAUACUACUGGCCAACUCAUGAUUCGAGUGUCCUACGCAGAGCUUGGCAUUCCCGACAUGGGCAACCUUCAAGGCGUCUCCGUUGUAAUUACGCCUCUUCAAGACCAAAAUAUGCUCCAAAGUCCCGCUUGGUCCUCUGCGUCGGACAAGAAGUUGCAGUUUGUUGGUGGAGUAAGCAAAGCGAUCGUUUUUAUAAAUCGGACUGUAGGUUAG